Brettanomyces bruxellensis is the source of this 1938-nucleotide messenger RNA. RefSeq lists its product as uncharacterized. Lineage: Eukaryota; Fungi; Ascomycota; Pichiomycetes; Pichiales; Pichiaceae. The transcript has a single exon. Bases 1 to 1938 code for a protein of 645 amino acids. The record is from RefSeq and is a predicted model, not a curated record.
AUGAGCGUUUCUACAAAUACCAUCUCCCUUUUGCCCCCCUCACGCGGGCUUCCCAUCUCACAUCAGCCACAGGGCUCUACAUCGUCGCUGAGGCGGACACAUAGGCAUCGGCGGUCGGCGGCGAUAUCCGGCGAGUUCGAUAUGCGAGAAUUCGGCAUGCUGCCGCCUGUUCAGGCGUAUUCCACCUCGCAGAGAGGAUGCAUGUCUGUCCCAGGGUCUCCGACAAAGGCAAGGGGUGCGUUUCUGACGCUUGCCGGAGAAAACGAGCCGAAAAUCGCCCAACCACAGAUCAAAGUCUCGAAAUCUCCGCCGGCACCUCUCAAACUAACGCCAAAAAACUCCCGGAGCUCGCUCGGAUCGCCUUUCACGAGGCCGGUGGCCCACUUCACGUCCCGUGCAGCCGGCAUACAACCCGGGGAAAGCCCACAGUCGCUUCCGGGGUCGCCAAGUCACUUCUUUAUGACUGAAGAAGCAAGAUUUACCGCUCGCUCGGAUGUCCCGGAUGCAGUUAUCGACUUGGACGACGUGUUUUCGGAGCAUUUGCAGUCAUUGAAACCAUCCAGGCCCCAGGAACAGUCUUCUCGGACGUCGUCUGCCCCCGAACUCGAGCCGUUUUGCUACCCAAAGCACUCUCUUCUCUGCUCUCCGAAAAAGAACGAGGUUGCAAUCGUUGAGGAGAUCACCGAGGAGGACGGCGACGCAAACAGCACCGGCAGAAAUGCUAGUAGUAGUAGCAGCACGACUAGCAUCAGUGCAUCAUCGCAUUGCUCUGCAGCAAAGAGCUGCUUGAGCACACCGGCGAAUUUGGAGCCUUUACAGGCAAAAGUUGCCACGCUGUCUGCACUUACAAGCAAGAAAAGUGGAUCUGCGACCUCGCUUUCGUCCGAAACACGCAGCCUCAGCACAAUUUCCUCAGUGUCGUCUCUCAGGGGAAAAGUACGCUACCAAUCGUACUUCCAGAACCAGAAAAAGCUUGCUUCGCCAACUUUGGGACCCGUGCGGAUGCCUGCCAAGACUAGACCUACCUCUGUGCGUUUUUCAGACAGCCACUCACCCAGUCCGGCACACUUUAGGCGCCGUGAACUUUUGGCACAGGGUGGAAACCGCAAGAAAAACCCGUUCCGCUACCAGUCUCAGGUGUACGAGGUGUCUCCAGACGCGUUCAAGGACUUGGAUCUCGAAAUACCGGGCGAGACCACCCCCAAAACUCCGUCCUUAAACGGGAAUUGGCCGUCUCUCCCUCCACCGGACGAAAAAUCUUCACGUACAAGUUUCACACAGUCCCGUUCACCCUCUCCUUCAGGGUUCGAAUCCCACGACCAGCCUUCUAGGUCGCCUUCCUUUUCUCCGGACCAGCACGAGGUUGCUUCCUCGCAAUCUUCCGCAUGUUCAAGUCCGAAAUACGAGCAGAGCACAAAAGUUCAGCCUUCUUUGCUUGAGAAUCAUCACCGGUCCGGCUCGAUUAUCAGCUCGAUUUCCUCCCGUUUGCACCAUCAUGGCCACGGAAACUCUGUUUUCUCCUUGAAGUCGUUCCGCUCACUUUCCAAACGAGCCUCGUUUGUCGAAUCAGCCACGGACGAGCUUCUCGGUCUCAAUCUGGUGUCUGGAAGAGAAAGAAUCUCUGCCUCAUCGCCUGUAUCGUCUUCUUCCAACUCUUUCGUCCACCAGGACACCACAAUGAGCACACAUGAUGCAAUUGCAGCCGAGAGAACCCUUCUUUCGGACGAGGCAACGGUUACUUCACGCACUUUGGGGGAACCUGGGCCGAUGGUGGAUGUUUCUGUUGGAAAAUACUCCAAAGAGAGCUCUCCACUGUCAAAUAUCUCCAAUACUGGCUCUCCAAAGAAGAGGAAACCUGCUACUGAGCAGCACAAAUCUGCUUCAUCUGGCAGACACGGGAGAAGCCUGCUUCACUGGAUGCUCAAGAACAAGCGCUAG